UAUGACGUCGUUGAAGGAAAUCUGUGUCCCGACACCCCUUGACGUUGAAUCGGAAUGGUUUAACCAGGAAGCUGAUCCAACUAUUGGUAAGCGUAAACAAACUUGUCAUUUCUCGGCUCCUGUACGGCAACUGCGACCAGUCGCCAAACGCAACACUUUUCUCCCCGAACCGCUCGUUCUUUUAACCGUCGUAUGAACCCGGAAGAGGACGUCUAAAGUCGGACAGAUUUCUCAAAAAGCCAAGAAAAACCAUGUCUGAUUCCAUUCUGCUUCUCCUCAUCGUCGUCCUCCUGGUGUGUUUGCUGGUGACACUGGUGGGCUUCCUGGUGUAUUCCGGCCUGCUGGCGGAGGUGGUGAUAAAGACCGGGCCGCCUCCGGUUCCAAAUGUCACCAUUGCUUACAAGUUCAAAGAGGGACCGUACAACGAGAGCGGGGCGGCUUUCGCCGAGCCUUGCAGCAUCGGACCCAAGCAGAGAACCAUCACUAUCUACUACGAUGACCCCAAGCAGAUUCAAACACACCAUGCAGAAAAAAACAAAAUGUCUUGUCCUGGAGUGCUCCUGAUAUUUACAUUAUUUUGUCUCCUGGCGGCCGUUGGGAAAUCCUUAUCGCUGGUUCAAUUUCGCCAUUGGAGCUGUCUUGUGAAUUAUCAAUGAGCCCCGGCCCGGAUGUGACGUCACGCACGGGAACAUCGGAGUAACGGCGGCCGGUGACGUGCCGAUGUUGCGGUGGGCAUCCCUCAUGACCGAGGGCCCUGGUCUGUGUGGUUCUUCAAGAGGACAACGCUGAAGUUCACAAUGCUGGCUUGACCGAGGACUUCUUCAGGGAGAAGAACAACUCUUUUGGACCAUCCCGCAUCUUCCCUUGAUUGACAUCCCAUAAAAAUGUCCAUCAGUUCUAGACAGUUGAUGCCCUUGGUGAAGCCAUCUUCACCACUUGGAAACACUGGCAUCAAGCAUCCUCAAAGCCAUCUUUGAAGUGAUGAACAAGAACGGACUGUGGAUGUAAGCAGGGGACACUAGGACCACACGGAGACAACAAAGCGAUGGUCCUCCCUUCUUCCUGCCUCCUUUUCCAUCUCUGCAGCCUGUGAGCGGAAGGAGGAGGAGAGAAGUGACGGGAGAGGGGAGGAGGGGGGGAUGAGAGAGGAGAGCAUCUUUUCUACGGAACCACGCCACAGCUGGAGUCGUUCAGGAUGCACAAAGCAGAGCCUGGGCCGGGAAGCCCUUCGACGGCGCCCGUGAUGCUACGUGAUGCUACAUGAUGCUACAUGACGCUACGGGACUGCUUCGCAUCGCCGGUGGGAGAUGCACCACAAUUUCAUCCUCCACCCAAACCCGAAGCAGCAGCAAAUAUUCUUAUUCAGGGACGGUGGCAUCGGACGGCAGACAUGAGGACAUCGUUUAAAAACCUCCCGACCCUCAGGCCACCUCCGUAACCGCAGGGCAGCCUCUGACCUCAUUUCCACGCCGCUGUCCUCCAGUCGUACUUCCUGGCAGUGAAGGAUGGGUGAUGGGCCGGUGACGGAUCCUGCCUGCCCGCCUCAUCGCACCCUCCAAUGGAGCCCGCGUGGAACUCCUCCCACCCGCUUCCGCCGCUCCCGUUCAACGCGUCUACCUCGGCCGUGGCUGAGGCUUGGCCUCCGUCGCAGUGGCUAGCCCUCGCGGCGAUGCUGCUCAUGGAUCUACUGGCCGUGGUGGGCAACGUGGCCAUCAUGGCGGUCAUCGCUAAGGUCCCGCAGCUCCACAAGUUUGCCUUCGUCUUCCACCUCUGCUUGGUGGACCUUCUGGCGGCCUUGGUGCUGAUGCCCCUGGGUAUGCUCUCCAGCAGGACCUUCUUAGGAGAGGCGCUGUGUCGGAGUUACCUCUUCCUCAGCGUGUGCCUGGUCAGCGCCGCCAUUCUCUCCAUUUCGGUCAUCAACGUGGAGCGCUACUAUUACAUCAUACACCCCAUGCGAUACGAGGUGAAGAUGACCGUGGGCUUGGUUGCGUCGGUUCUGGUCGGAAUAUGGGUCAAAGCUUUGGCGAUGUCCGCUUUGCCGCUGCUAGCUUGGCUACUGCAAGGUGCAAGAGCUCCUCUUUUGGGGGGGGGUAACGGAGGAAACGGGGCGGUUCCAUCUCCUGCGGGAGCUCAGGGUCACCGGCGUUGCUCGUUGCACUGGACAGGAAGCGGCUCCAACCGUUUGGCGUUCAUGGUCCUCUUCACGCUACUGUACUUCCUGUGUCCUCUUCUGGUUAUUUUUAUCGUGUACUGCAACAUGUUCAAAGUGGCGCGCGUCGCCGCCAUGCACCGCGGGCCUCUACCCACUUGGACGGAGACGCCUCGCCGCCAGCGAUCAGAGUCGCUCAGCAGUCGUUCCACGAUGGUUACCAGUUCCGGUUCCGGCACCGGAAGAGAGACGCCGCAGCGGCCUUUUGGAGGCGGGAAAGCGGCGGCGGUGUUGGCUGCUGUCGGCGGUCAGUUCCUGUGCUGCUGGCUGCCAUACUUCUCGUUCCAUUUGUACUCCGCUCUGGCCGCAAGCCCGCCUGCCGCGCUGGCGUCUCUGGAGGAGGCGGUCACCUGGAUGGGAUACUUCUGCUUCACGUCCAACCCUUUCUUCUACGGAUGUCUCAACAGACAGAUCCGGGAAGAGCUGGGAAAACAUCUGCCUUGUUUGUUCCGCGGAGCCGCAUUGGAAGUGGAGGACAGGCUUCCCAGUCGGGAAGGCUCCAUCGAGGAGAAUUUUCUCCAGUUUCUUCAGGGCACCGGUUGCAACCUGGAACCUCAGAACUCGCACAGCACCUCCAGUCCGAAAGGGGAAGCAUGCCGGCUCCUCACUCAGUCCCAGGCGCCGGAGGCGGCACAGCCUCUGCCUGUUGAUUUCCGCAUUCCGGGACAAAUCGCCGAGGAGACCUACGACUUUAUUGAGACGGAUCCGGCAAAAAAUAACCACACACGUACUGACGCAUAAGUCGUUUUUUUUUUUUUUUUUUAACGAAUGUUUGACAUCUUUAAAAUCCCAUCAGGGUGACGACCUCAUACAUCCAUAUUAUGACCGCAUGCACGAUUUAAUGAGAUCCAAUAAGAUAGGGGUUGUCCAAAGUGCGGCCCACAAGCCCUUCCUGUCAACCGUGUAUUAAAUUAGCUAUAAAAUACACUAAAAACAAUAAGUCAGGGGUCUCAAACUCAAUUUACUUGGGGGCCACUGGAGCUAGGGUCUGGGUGAGACUGGGCCGCAUCAGGUUUUCCAAAAAAAAAAAAAAAACGCAUUUAUUAAAAACAUAAAAAUUAAUAAUUUUUAGAGCAUUAUUAGAGCCCUGUAGACAUGACAAAGCACGACUAUAGUCACAUUUAUACUCUUUUUAUUUACAACAUAUUGCACAACUGCAGGGUCUUGAGACACAUGCUAACUCGCAAACUAGAGAGCUAGCCACCUAAACGGUAGCCUUCAAGUUAUUUCCUUUCAACUUAAAUAGCCAAAAACUUACCACUUCCACACGGAUAGGGAGGAUAACUAUUAACAGUUAUUUAACCUUUAACAUGAACAUGAAUCAAACGUAAUCAUUUUUUCUGGGUACAUGAUACCAUACAGCAUCCAUAUCAAACUAACAUUAAACUUUCAUAUCAAAGCGGGGGGCCUCAAACUAGUGUCCUGCGGGCCACAUUUGGCCCGCGGGCCGCGUGUUUAUCGAUCGAUUUUAAUUUCCAAAAAUGGUAAAAUGAACCUCAAAAGAAUCAUAUUCAUAAAUUGAAUGUUCUUUUGUUAGCUGGCUAUUACUGAGAGCUAUAGAACAUAUCUCUUAAAGGACCAGGGUUCGACUCCACCCUCGGCCAUCUCUGUGUGGAGUUUGCAUGUUUUCUCCGGGUACUCCGGUUUCCUCCCACAUUCCAAAAACAUGCUAGGUUAAUUAGCGACUCCAAAUUGUCCAUAGGUAUGAAUGUGAGUGUGAAUGGUUGUUUGUCUAUAUGUGCCCUGUGAUUGGCUGGCCACCAGUCCAGGGUGUACCCCGCCUCUCGCCCAAAGACAACUGGGAUAGGCUCCAGCACCCCCUGCAACCCUCAUGAGGAUAAGUGGUAGAAAAUGAAUGAAUAAAUGAGUUCUCCUAUUUUGUGUGGAAGUGGUAACUUUUUGGUUUCUUAU
This is a messenger RNA of Doryrhamphus excisus (bluestripe pipefish), 4120 nucleotides long. The record is from RefSeq and is a predicted model, not a curated record. NCBI's taxonomy places the organism in Eukaryota, Metazoa, Chordata, Actinopteri, Syngnathiformes, Syngnathidae.